Lycium ferocissimum is the source of this 1529-nucleotide messenger RNA. Its product is annotated as probable WRKY transcription factor 27. The record is from RefSeq and is a predicted model, not a curated record. Gene Ontology annotation, biological process: regulation of DNA-templated transcription. Bases 655 to 1260 code for a protein of 201 amino acids. The transcript has 3 exons. Gene Ontology annotation, molecular function: transcription cis-regulatory region binding; DNA-binding transcription factor activity. Lineage: Eukaryota; Viridiplantae; Streptophyta; Magnoliopsida; Solanales; Solanaceae. Gene Ontology annotation, cellular component: nucleus.
AAACCCAUUUUCACAUCAAUAUUCAUUCUCCAUUUUUAUAUGUUAAUGUCCCCUCCAAAGUCUGCGACUUGUUUAGUAUUUAGGCCCCCUUUUCCACCCACUCCCCUCUCUUACAACACAUAAUUAGCAUUUUGUAAAACAAAUGUUUGAAUUUCCUAAGGUUUUAACCCCGUGCCCCCAUUUUUUUCUAUAGCUUACUAGAUAUAAUAUUAUAUAGAGCUGAAAUGGGUGAUAAUGAUUGGGAUCUAGGAGCGGUUGUAAGAAGCUGCAACAUCAAUACACCUAACAACGUUGUAGAUUCUAGUUUAGGCUUAAAGUCUCUGACUUUUGAAAAUGGUGUUGAUUGGGAAUUUCUUGAGAGUCUUUUAGAUGAUGAACAUGUCGACAUACCUUUCAUAGGCUCAACCGAAUUUUUUUCUAGAGAAUUUCUAGUUGCUCAACAGCAAAAACUAGAUGAUCAAUCUUCUUCGAUCAAUAACUCCAAAACCCCCGUUACUAUAAUUGCUGAUGAAGUUAAAAUCAUGGACCAUCAAAUAAUUUUUCCUCCUCAACCACCACCAGCUCUAGCACCUAUGCUAGCAAAGAACACCACAUAAAUUGUUCAUUCCGCAGCAACAACUCGUAAAGCCGGUCAAAGUCUUUCCUACUUCCACCAUGCUCAAAACUCCAUUGGUCAAGACUCGUAAAAGGAAAAAUCAGGCGAUAGAGAUUAUCUAUGAAUUGAGGCAAGAAGAACUCUUGGAUGAUACAUGGGCAUGGCGUAAGUACGGUCAAAAGCCCAUCAAAACAUCUUCAUUCCCGAGGAACUACUAUAGGUGUAGCACCUCAAAAGGUUGCAGAGCAAAGAAACACAUAGAGAAAAGCGCAGAGGCUGAAAAUCUUUUCGUCGUCGUGUAUUCUGGUGAACACAAUCAUCCUCCUCCCACUAAAGGUAGCUGUCUCUCUGGGCGCUCCAACCGCGAUACCAAAUCAAAGCUUCCAAAAGGCAUAAAUAUUGUGCCCAAAGCAUUGAAGUUUAAUUCAUCCUCGUCCAAUUUCUCUCAACAACAUUCAAGUGAUUCUCCAAUAAGCUCAAAGACACCUACGCUUGAAAUCGAGAACGCAUGCACGAACAAAAACGAAAUGAUGACGGCGGAGAAAAAAAGUGACGAAGAGGAGGAAGUUGUUUUGAUUCCUAACAAAUUCUGGAAUGAAGAUAUUUUAAAGAGUUUUGAAGUACUGAACAGAAUUACUUGCAACAAAUUUGAUAGCUCCACCUAAUGGGAUGAAAGAGACAGAGAGGGAAAUGAGCAUAUGCAUAUAUAUUUUUUCCUUCUCCACCAACUCUCUAUCUAUCUAUCAACUUUUGUCUUUCUAGUGUUAUUUCUAUUUUAGCUUUUGUGCUUGUAGGAAUUUUAAUUUUGUAGUUUGCAUCAGUUUAAUCAUGUACAACAUAGAAAAUGGUGCAUCUCUUGUUAGCUAGCUAGAUAUGGAUCAUUUUCAGUUCCGUUAUUUUGUUGCUCUCCAAUGAAAAAAUCUAGCGAUUUGGU